GUACUCCGAUAUCACCUCCAAAAGUACAAAGUACUGUUUCAACGGGCCGUGCAAUUAGCCGGUCAACUUGAUCAGUCAAUCGCUGCACGAUUGGAACAACCAGCUGUGGAUAUCACGGGGAUGACUGGUAGUAUGGGUGAGAUGGCUUCGUUCUCACAUCAGGCACAAUCCCAUCCGAAUGCUAUCUCGAACCAGCCUGUCGCGGGUUGUCCAUCCUGCGGACGGAUGGUUCUUAUCCGACAGCGUCGUCCAAGUCAACAGCAACCUUUGACUGAAGUGAAUACCAAUCAAAGUGAACGUAUCAGGAAAGCACCUCCGCUACGUGAAGACUAGUGUAAACCGUCCGGCGCACGAACUAUCNAACUAUCUGCUCCAUCCGGUCCGAGUUCACCACGAUCCUCUGGUUCAAGAACCGCUGUUGGUGGUCGUUUGAGUUCUCCCGUGAAUGCUGGUUCCGCACGGUCGUUCUCCACAUUCACCGCACCGGUCUUCGGUUCACCAACAACCACUAGCAAUGAUUUGGGAUUCUCUACACCAACUGAUUGGACCGCUAGCUCAUCCCAGUCCGAUGCCGUAGUAUGUAAUUGUGGUCAAGAGGCUAUUGUGCUUACUGUGAAAAAACCUGGCCAAAAUCAAGGCUUUCCUGCCGGUGACCCGGAUAAGAUGGAACAGCGUACGGAGAUUACCCAUGGCGGCAGCACGUUCCAUCUCUAA
Messenger RNA from Echinostoma caproni, 714 nucleotides. NCBI's taxonomy places the organism in Eukaryota, Metazoa, Platyhelminthes, Trematoda, Plagiorchiida, Echinostomatidae. The record is from the annotation of a GenBank genome assembly.